Messenger RNA from Theobroma cacao (cacao), 1367 nucleotides. Its product is annotated as RNA-binding (RRM/RBD/RNP motifs) family protein. The record is from RefSeq and is a predicted model, not a curated record. Gene Ontology annotation, molecular function: RNA binding. NCBI's taxonomy places the organism in Eukaryota, Viridiplantae, Streptophyta, Magnoliopsida, Malvales, Malvaceae.
UUAACAGAGUCGCGGCAUUCAGCAAAAAAGCAUCAAAUCUGGGGGCGCCUCUAUCUUUCUGAUUUCCGCCAUUAUUCUUAUUAUUGAGCUUCAACCGCUAAACCACUGAGACACGAUAAUCAAGUCUUCUUUGCCUUUUUCCUUUAAUAAAACAAAACAUCAACAUGUUCUACAGAGGAAAAUAUACUGAUGGUGCUGAUGGGCGUGAAAUGGGUGCGAAACGUCAGCGUAUAAUUGAUCAAGGCCCAUCGUUCUAUGGUACUUCUCCAGGUUCCAGCUUUAUGUACAAUGCUCCUCCUCCUCCUUACACAUAUGUUAGCCAACCUCCACCUUUCCCUGUAGUUCGACUUCGUGGUCUUCCCUUCGAUUGCACAGAGGCUGAUGUAGCUGAGUUCUUCCAUGGUCUGGACAUAGUUGAUGUCCUUUUUGUCCACAAGAACAGCAAGUUCACUGGUGAAGCUUUUUGCAUUUUGGGUUAUCCCCUUCAGGUUGAUUUUGCUGUUCAAAAGAAUAGGCAAAACAUGGGCAGGAGAUAUGUAGAGGUUUUCAGAAGCAAGAGACAGGAAUAUUAUAAGGCAAUAGCUAAUGAAGUGGCUGAUGCUCGUGGUGGUUCACCUCGUAGAAAUGUCCCAAGGGCCAAAUCUAGCGAUGAUGCAAAGGAUUCAGCUGAACAUACAGGAAUAUUGAGAUUGAGGGGAUUGCCAUUUUCUGCGGGAAAAGAUGAUAUAAUAGAGUUCUUUAAAGAUUUUGUGUUAUCAGAAGACGCAAUUCAUAUAAUAAUGAAUUCAGAGGGAAGGCCAAGUGGAGAAGCAUUUGUGGAGUUUGCCAAUGCAGAAGAUUCUAAAGCCGCAAUGGCCAAGGAUAGGAUGACACUUGGGAGUCGUUAUAUUGAGUUGUUCCCUUCAUCCCCUGAGGAGAUGGAUGAUGCAAUUUCAAGAGGACGGUGACUCUUCUGACAACAUCUUCAUUUUUAUUUGCUACUCUAAACCUGUUAUGAUUAUUUACCUUGUUGUUUUUCUUCCCAGCUGGGAUUUUUCCCUUACUAGUUUUCUUGAGUCGAUAGUAAGAUACCUUAUAAGUGUUAUGAUUUGAGAGGUGGUUGUUUUAUAUCACAUGUUAAAUACAAGAAGCUAAGAUCUUUAUUAGGCUUUUAUCUAAUCUUUGAUUGUGGCUUGACAAAUUGGUCACUAGGUUACAAGUCGAAUUUCCUCUGGACAUUUUAGGCCAAUUAGAUGAUAGUUUGCUUUGCUAUGCUAGGUAUAGCUUUAUCAUCAAUCUGUUAGGCAAAACAUGUGAAAUGUUGUGCCCUCAUAGGAUUCUUUUGAUUUUAUAUGGCAAAAGAGUGUAUGUCACAAGUUUGUAUCUCA